UAAAGCCUGAGUGCAAGGUGGAUGGCACACACACAGGUGGCUCACUUGGACCCUCCACUAGCUUCUCCUAGUGUUCUAACAGAGACCACAACAGUGUCUGGGUUUAUUUUCCAACAUUUUUUUCAAGCUUCUUUUAAAUUUUUUUGAAGCUGUUUGCUGAGGAAAGGAAGUAAAGGUCAGAAAUGGGGUCCAGCUGUUCGUCCUAUGCUCCUAAAACCGUAUACCUGGAUGUGGAUGGAAAAGUUCAAAGGGUGAUUUUCAGUCGUCACUGCAGUCCAUGUGACAUCCGAGAGCUGCUUUGUACAUCAUCCAACAUCACCAGAAACACAGCUAUACUUCUAGUGGAUACAGAGGGGGCACUGAUAUCGAUUGACCCCACUAUGCCCACAAACUCACCCAACAACUUGUACAAAGUGGUGCCCCAUUCCAGUCAUGGAGGAGAGAAAGAAGACAUGUUCCAGAAUGUUCUCUCCCAAGUGGCGGAGCAAUUCAGUCGGGCUUUUAGAAUAAACGAUCUGAAGACGGAGAUGACCAACAGACUCGCCAUGCUGGAGAAAAGAGUUGAACUAGAGGGUCUCAAAGUGGUCGAGAUCGAGAAGUGCAAGAACGAUCUGAAGAAAUUAAGGGAUGAAGUGACCUCUAGAGGUGAAUCGAGGGUGAACUGCACCUGCAAAUACAACUUCACAGAGGACGGGAUGAAACUCUCUCCCAGGCGUGAUGUUCCAAGUUAUCCGAAGUACACACUUUCCCAGGAGACCAUCGAGACUCUGAAGAAGCCCACCUUUGAUGUAUGGCACUGGGAGCAUAAUGAGAUGUUAAGCUGCCUGGAGUACAUGUACCACGAUCUCGGCUUAGUAAAGGAGUUCAACAUGAACCCCAUCACCCUGAAGAGGUGGCUGCUGGCCAUCCAAGAAAAUUACCGCGACAACCCGUUCCAUAACUUCCGCCACUGCUUCUGCGUCAGCCAGAUGAUGUACGGAAUGAUCCACUUGUGCAACCUACAGGAGAAGCUGACUAUGACGGACAUGUGUAUUUUAAUGACUGCAGCGGUGUGCCACGAUCUUGACCAUCCAGGAUACAAUAACACGUAUCAGAUUAAUGCUCGGACAGAGCUGGCGGUACGCUAUAACGACAUCUCCCCCCUGGAGAACCACCACUGCGCCGUGGCCUUCCAGAUCCUCACCAUGCCGGAGUGCAACGUCUUUGCCAACAUCGAACUCGAGUCCUUCAAACAGAUAAGACAGGCCAUCAUUACUCUCAUUCUAGCCACUGACAUGGCCAGACACGGUGAGAUACUAGAUUCCUUCAGACAAAAAGUGGACAACUUUGACUUCACCAAUGAGGAGCAUGUCAAAUGUCUGAAAAUGGUCUUGAUCAAAUGUUGUGACAUCUCCAACGAGGUUAGACCAACUGAGGUGGCUGAGCCAUGGGUGGACUGCCUGCUGGAGGAGUACUUCAUGCAGAGUGAUCGAGAAAAGUCAGAAGGUCUCCCGGUUGCACCAUUUAUGGAUCGGGACAAAGUGACCAAGCCGACAGCGCAAAUCGGCUUCAUCAAGUUCGUUCUCAUUCCGAUGUUUGAGACCGUCAUGAAGCUUUUCCCUCAAAUCGAGGAGAUCAUGGUGCAGCCGCUGCGGGAUUCUCGUGACCACUACGAAGAACUAAAACAGAUUGACGAUGCCAUGUCACAAGCCCAGAAGAAGAAAACGGAGAGCAUGUCAUUAGGAGGAAAGAAGAAAUAAACCCAAAAAGUCUGCGUCCUUGUCUGAAAAAAAGAGAAGUCUGACGGGCAGAUGAAACAUAGUCUGGCUUUAUUACGGUGUCCAAUGUGGCAUUUUUCUGAGUCGGCAUCUUCUGCCUAAUUCUCACGAACCUCCGCUGUGUGAGGACGGAUUUCUCAACACCUGAUAGAUAUACUGUAGUAAGACACCUGAUCUGAGAGGAACCUUAUGAGCGCAGUGGACUGUUAGUGUUUUGAAGAUUUUACAGCACAUAUUAUACGGUAAGGCUGAGAGAACAUGGCAGGUGAAAAUCCAAUGAAGGGUCCACAGAUGGGAAGAAGGAAUUUGGAGAAGUUUGUAAAAUAAAAUCGGGUGAUUGAUGAAUUUUCUGCAUUUGUUGCCAUUUAUAAUAUUAAUCUGAUAUUUAUAAAGAUGGACAUGUUUUUAAAAAAUGGAAUAAAGGUGAGAAAAUGAUUUAUCUCUCACUAUAAACAUUCUCUUAUAUACAAUCUUGACCCCCUGAGAUGUUGGACCAUGAGUGUGUAUUAUAGAAAAGGGAAAAAACAUUUACACUAAAGUUGAUCAUUCUACCAGCUGAUGGCAUUUAAUAUUUUCCAAAAAUUUUUAUAUAUAAUCAACAAUAAUACACUAUAUUGCCAAAAGUAUUGGGUCACCUAGUCAAAAGGAUGGAAUGUGAUUUUUGAGCAUCGCAUCCCAUAUUUAGUUAGAAUCUGCUCUUAUAAUUCACUCCACUCUUCUGGGAAGAUGUUCCAC
Messenger RNA from Silurus meridionalis, 2492 nucleotides. RefSeq names its product phosphodiesterase 9ab (gene pde9ab). The transcript is spliced from 20 exons. Lineage: Eukaryota; Metazoa; Chordata; Actinopteri; Siluriformes; Siluridae. Gene Ontology annotation, molecular function: 3',5'-cyclic-GMP phosphodiesterase activity. The coding region runs from base 183 to 1739 and encodes 518 amino acids. The record is from RefSeq and is a predicted model, not a curated record. Gene Ontology annotation, biological process: cGMP catabolic process.